AUGAACCUUUUCUUAAACUUGAAAACACUUCAUAUUACGAGAAGAAACACACAUAGCUCAAUAGACACCAAAAUAUUACCUUUAGUGACUGAUUUGUCUAUUGAAGAUAGUGACACAUUCAUUGGGAACAAUGCCUCUAAGCUAACAAGGUUGAGACGUUUUUCAAUGUCACAUGAUUCUUAUUACGGCGACAGUAAUUUCCAGAGAAAUUUAUUUUCGUUGCAAACUCUUCAAGAAGUAACAUUGAAACACACAAUUAGUCAGAUUUUAUCACUCAAAGAUGACAUUAUCAACUUACUGAGUAGAAAUAUAAAAGUGACCUUAUAUGUGGAACACAAUGACACUUCUGAUUACUACAACAUGGACUAUGUAAAUAACGAAGAUGAUGUGAAAGCAAUCAACGAUUUUUACAAUCAAAACAGGUGUAAUCCACAUUUAUUGAUAUAUAAAAGUGAUUAUGAUACCCAGUUGGAAAUGCCUUUAUUGUCAUCUGAAAGCAUAUUUACGAUGCAAGCUGUUGAUGAAAAUGAUAGUGAGAGAAUAUGCCAAAUGGUUAAAGAUAUGCAACUUAAUAAAUUGUUCAUAGACUGUAGUGAAGCCAUUUGUGAUAACCAAGAAUUUACACUUGAUUUGAGAAAAGCAACAACACUGGAAGAAAUACGAAUAACAAGGUUUGGUGGUAAAUUGUCGAUACCAGAUUCUAUCAAAAGUAUUUCAAUUAAUUUUAGAGACGCAACAAUCGUCACCAAUAACGCUAAAAUAGAAGAGAUGAGUAUCGAAUGUUGUAACGCAAAUGGAUUGAGAGUUGAAGAAGGCGUAUUGAAAAAAGUUUACUUUUGGCACCAAGGACUUGGUUUUUCUUUUGUUCACAAUGGAGAGGAAUUGAAAAAUACACUUUACAUUGAUAAUAUCGACUUUGAUUACAGUCAGUUAGACAACCCAGAUGACCUCAAAGUGUACAAAGAAGGCAAACAAAUCGUAUUGAAAAAGGAAUAA
Entamoeba invadens IP1 is the source of this 996-nucleotide messenger RNA. RefSeq lists its product as hypothetical. The record is from RefSeq and is a predicted model, not a curated record. The transcript has a single exon. Lineage: Eukaryota; Evosea; Mastigamoebida; Endamoebidae. The coding region runs from base 1 to 996 and encodes 331 amino acids.